AUGAACUGCAAAAGCAGAGCUUUUAUUAAUGAAGAUAAGCUUCAGGUUUCAACUGUUCUCAGUUGCAGUUCAAGAAAAACAGACUUUGAGGUGCUGCUUGCUAAAAGUACCAUGAAAAAAAAAGCAGAAACAACAUCUGAGGACCUGCACUUAAUUUUUCAAAACACUUUAAGUGAAUUUCCUGCAGUUGUUUCUGAAUCGGUUAGUUUUCGUCAAAUUAUCCAAAGUCUUCAGAAAGGGAAAAGGCUAAAUGAGCCUUCAAACCCAAAAUCACCUAAUGAAGCUGGUAAAGUUCUGAACGACAAAGAAUGCCAUCACUACGGAGACAUUUUCUUGGGAUCAGUUGAACAAGGACUACAGAAUGCUUUAAAAAUAACUUGGAGUGAAAGCUUGGUGAAUGUUUGCAGGUUUCAUUUCGAAAAUGCAAUCACCAAGCAAUUAGCAAUUCUUGGUCUUCAGAGGGAAUACCGCCACCAAAUUCAAGUAAAGAAGUGGGCACGAAAAGUUUCAGCACUUUGUCUCCUUCCUGCAAACAAGAUCAUGGUUGCUUGGGGAUCUCGAGUUAUUGAGAUUGCACAAUUUAGUCGUGAAAUCAAAAUCAAACUACUUGCUUUUAAAAGGUAUUUUGAGAGUUAUUGGCUCAAUAUAGUGAUCCCGGAAGGAUUCAGUGUUUAUGGCUUGAACCACAAAACCAAUAACAAUGCAGAGAGUCUCAAUAGACGUUUGAAAUCAAACAUGGUGACUGACAUAGACGAUUUUGGCAGUUUAUGA
Messenger RNA from Hydra vulgaris (swiftwater hydra), 771 nucleotides. The record is from RefSeq and is a predicted model, not a curated record. NCBI's taxonomy places the organism in Eukaryota, Metazoa, Cnidaria, Hydrozoa, Anthoathecata, Hydridae.